AUGGCUGUGGUUAACAUCAGCUUCUGGUAUAGCACUGAUACAGUUAUUGUUUUUGAGGAUAGGGCAGCAACCACACACAUAUGUUGGUUGCCGUGGUACCUGUGUGUUGUUAACCCUGUCCUGUUCCCUCAACCUGCAGAGCCCCAACUGAAAGGUAUCGUCACAAGACUCUACAACCGGCAUGGCUUCUACCUCCAGAUGCUUCCGGAUGGCACCAUGGACGGCACAAAGGACGAAAGCAGCUCCUUCUUGCAGUUCAACUUGAUUCCUGUGGGACUGAGGAUAGUAGCCAUCCAGAGCACUAAGACAGGGCUCUACAUUGGGAUGAACAGCGAUGGAUACCUCUACACCUCAGAACACUUCACCCCAGAGUGCAAGUUCAAAGAGAGUGUGUUUGAGAACUACUACGUGACGUACUCGUCAAUCCUGUACCGGCAGACCCAGUCGGGCAGGGCCUGGUACAUCGGCAUCAACCGGGACGGACAGGUCAUGAAGGGCAACAGGGUCAAGAAGACCAAAGGGGCGGCCCACUUCCUGCCCAAACUCAUAGAAGUGGCAAUGUACAGGGAGCCUUCGCUGCAUGAAGUGGUGGUGGUCGCCGAGCUGAGUCCGCCCAGAAAAACGGCCAAGACCUCCGAUUCGCCCGUGCUGCAGAACGGCAAGAAAGACCCGCCCUCCAAAACCAAAACUUCCUAGCGCACGGAGAAGACAGGGGGCAAUGGGCACUGACUGGCACUGACACUGACUGGCGAACAAAGUCUUCCUGUUUUUAUUACAAAGGGGUGUCACCGUCAAAUGUUUCCCCCCUGCCCCACCGAGCAGCGCGUAGAGGGGGCCGUAUUGUUCUAUAUUCCCACAGGUUUCAUCCAUACUAAUGUAAGGUUGACCAAGGAUGUGAAAUUUCACUCUAUUCCGUUUAUAGUGCACUACUUCUGACCAAAGCUUGCACAGGACUCUGGUCAAAAGUAGUGCACUAUAAAGGGAAUUCGGGUGCCACAUGGGACGUGUUCCCAAACACCCUGUUGUUCUCUUCACAUCUGUUACCAGGUAUUCUCUGUCCGUCAGCACCUUUGUGACCAUAGCAAUCCGCUCCAUACUUAAGCAAUGAUGUGGAGGUUCUCUUUUCUUUUUUUCUUUCUCUCGUUCACCUUUGGUGAAAUUUGAUUAGUUUGUGACACGGAGUCAAUUUUCCACUUGGCAGCACAAGAGAAACUUCCUCGUUCUUCUCUAGGGCUGUUAACAGCAGCUCUCUAAUCAAAAUCUCCCAUACCUCUUGAAAGAGAGAGAGGAACCUCCCCACUGCACUGCAUUGAACUACACACAUACACACACACACACACACACCCUGCUGAGAGAGAGUGGUGAUUGUGUGCGGGUCAGGGCUUAAGGAAUGGUAAUGAUACCAUCAGUGAGAUGGUGUGAGUCUCUGAGAAUCUGUUUGCAAUACACCCUCCUAUCACUACAACACAAUGUAUAAUUUCUCUAGCUCAUGCCUUCAGCCAGGGAGAUACAUACUGUAGGGCCCACAGCAGGUCAGUGGCACCUUAAUUGGGGUGGACGGGCUCGUGGUAGUGGCUGGAGCGGAAUGAGUGGAAUGGUAGCAAAUGUGUUUUCAUGUGUUUGAUGCCAUUC
Oncorhynchus kisutch (coho salmon) is the source of this 1632-nucleotide messenger RNA. RefSeq names its product fibroblast growth factor 14-like. Lineage: Eukaryota; Metazoa; Chordata; Actinopteri; Salmoniformes; Salmonidae. The transcript has 5 exons. Gene Ontology annotation, molecular function: growth factor activity. The record is from RefSeq and is a predicted model, not a curated record. The coding region runs from base 1 to 696 and encodes 231 amino acids.